Haplochromis burtoni (Burton's mouthbrooder) is the source of this 4964-nucleotide messenger RNA. It is a transcript of the gene impdh1a, whose product is annotated as IMP (inosine 5'-monophosphate) dehydrogenase 1a. Lineage: Eukaryota; Metazoa; Chordata; Actinopteri; Cichliformes; Cichlidae. Gene Ontology annotation, cellular component: cytoplasm. Gene Ontology annotation, molecular function: IMP dehydrogenase activity. Gene Ontology annotation, biological process: GTP biosynthetic process. The record is from RefSeq and is a predicted model, not a curated record.
UGGAGAGGCUUGGUAUGAUUUGCUCUUAUUAAAAAGGUCAAAUAUGGUUUAACACGUAUAACAAGUUAAUAGUUUCUCAUGGCUAGUUCCAAAGCAGCUUUUGCAUUCCUGCAUCUUUUGGACAGACGCGUCAAAGACCUUUCCUGCCCUUUUAAAACCAAACUUGAAUCUUUUGUGAAAAAUAUGUACUGGUAUUAUAUUUGAUACAUGAAUUUUUUUGAGUUUUUGAAACCUCAUUAGUGUGUUUUUUCCCCCCUAAAGACCUAAAUAGACUGCACCCAAAAUUUCUAAACUAACUGCUAAAAAAAAUGACAGAAUUAGCAAAUAUGAUACAAUUUAAAAUCAAAUGUGCCAAUUUCUUCUUAUUGUUUUAUAAUUUGUCAAUAAACAGUCCCGUUUUUUUAAAAACCAGUAUUCUCUGGGAGUUAUUUCAUGGUUCAGGCUUUGGAUAGUUAAUAUAGAAAUAUCUUAUAUGCAUAUGUUUUGGUCCAUAUAUUAUUUAUUGACAUUUUGUUAAACCAUACUAAUUUAAGAACAAGUCAUGAAUAUGAGGCUUAAUAAAAAUCUCUGUGCAAAAUAAGUUUUGCUUCUUAGCUUUUCAACAUUUCUGUUGCAUUCAUUAUCAAUUGGAGGGUUUGUUUUUUCUUUUAUCUGGUGGGAGAAUGGGAGCAACUGCGAGAUAAUGAGAGACUUGCAGUAGAUAGAUAGAUAGAUAGAUAGAUAGAUAGAUAGAUAGAUAGAUAGAUAGAGAGAGAGAGAGAGAGAGAUUCUAAGAGGCUUUUCUAGUUCAAUCCCUCUGUAACUGUCACAAGCAGUCAGUCAGUCACCUGUAGAUGAUGUUACUGAAAGCACUGUAGGUAGCAAAGUUCCUACUGUUUCUCAAUGAACAGUCCAAACAGUUUAACGAUUUAAGAUUAAAAAGCUCCCACAGCAGCCAGAACAGACAUUUCAAAGACGUUGAUCUGGUAAAUUUUAUUAAUUAAAACCUCAUAAUAUAAGAAAGUAUUUAUAGAACUCUGUUGUUGUACUGCCAUGAUAAAUAAUAGUGCCACGGUAUACAAGCCACUCCUAAAUUUAAGUGUGACAAACUAAUUAGACAGCAUUACGUCUUUAAAAGUUAUUCUCUGUCUCAUUUCUCAAAGACAGGAAGUUUGUACGUAUCCUGGGGUUCGACCUUAUCUCAUUCACAGCUCUGUCUACACACACACACACACACAAACACAGACCGUCACAACAUGGUAAUCUCCUGUGAGGAAAGUGUUUUCAAGUGUCAUCUUGACCCAUCCUUCUCUUCCUCGGUACUACUACCUACACUCCACCCAACACCCAUCUCACCCCACCCCAUUCUGCAUUAAUGCUCCCAAUCCUCUUUGUGGGAGAGUGACGUCUGCUGUCAGAAACAGAGUUAAGCUCAGCAGGCAUCAGGAGAAUAGAGUAGAGAGAAGCUCCCAGCCGUAGGGAUAACCAAGCAAGUUUGGACCUCCAGGGGGAUGAAUCUCUGCUGCCUACGCAAGGCUUGACUCUCCUCCCCGGGGGCUGCUUGUUUCUUUUGCUGGGGAGAAUACAGGAGAUCUAAAUUUGCUGUGCCACGAUAGCGACCUUCAUCAACAGGUUUGUCAUCUGCAAGUCUCGAGCGGCACGGUAGCUUACUCCCAUAUCAGGUGUGUCUGAAAGGUGUUUGUGUGAACAUGCACUCAAAGCAUUGACUGCGUUAGAGUGUGUCUCCCGGGGUUUGCUGAGGCCACUGUUUACUUGCAGCGUGAAGGUGUGAUUGUAUUUGUGUGUAUGAAACAAGUCACAAGUGCUUAAAGAGUGCGUGAUAGGUGGUCGGGCACCGUGGAGGUCAGAGCCCUGGAUUUCAUAGAGAUGGAAGGUCAUGCUUCUGACCGCUUUGGAGAUGGAGAAAGGGACAGCUACCUCAUUGACUACCGAAGGAUUGUUGGAGACAUGGAACCAGCACGGCCACGGCCCUCAAACAGAGAUGGGGAGCAACCUCACCCGUAUGGGGGAUAUGCCCACCCUGUGCUACAUGGACAUGGAUAUGAGACAGCAGCCCAGCGAUACAGCGCUACGCGUAUUCAAGCUGGGUAUGAACCAGAGAGCAUGGCUGACUACUUGAUCAGCGGGGGUACGGGUUACGUUCCUGAGGAUGGACUCACAGCACAACAACUUUUUGCUAUCGGUGACGGACUUACGUACAAUGACUUCUUGAUCCUCCCCGGUUUCAUAGAUUUCACUUCUGAUGAGGUGGAUCUAACUUCAGCCCUGACACGAAAGAUUACCCUGAAGACGCCUCUCAUUUCAUCUCCUAUGGAUACAGUCACGGAGUCAUCCAUGGCCAUCGCCAUGGCACUGAUGGGAGGGAUUGGAAUAAUUCAUCAUAACUCCACUGCUGAGUUCCAGGCCAAUGAGGUGCGCAAAGUGAAGAAAUUUGAGCAGGGCUUUAUUACAGAUCCAGUGGUAAUGAGUCCCCGUCACACAGUAGGCGAUGUGUUCGAGGCCAAGUUACGCCAUGGUUUCUCCGGGAUCCCGAUUACAGAGACUGGCAAGAUGGGCAGCAAGCUGGUCGGCAUAGUUACCUCCAGGGAUAUCGAUUUUCUCUCUGAGAAGGACCAUGACCAACCGCUUGAAGAAGCAAUGACAAAAAGAGAAGAUCUAGUUGUUGCACCAGCUGGAGUCACACUAAAAGAAGCUAACGAUAUACUGCAACGUAGCAAAAAAGGUAAGCUCCCCAUAGUUAAUGACAACGAUGAGCUCGUCGCCAUUAUCGCUAGGACUGACUUGAAGAAGAACAGGGAUUAUCCUCUGGCUUCCAAGGACUCUCGUAAACAGCUGCUGUGUGGAGCCGCCAUCGGUACCAGGGAGGACGACAAAUACAGACUGGACCUCCUCGUGCAGGCUGGAGUCGAUGUUGUUGUCCUGGACUCUUCUCAAGGAAACUCAGUCUAUCAGAUUAACACGAUAAACUACAUCAAGCAUAAAUAUCCCGAACUACAAGUGGUUGGAGGAAAUGUGGUGACAGCUGCUCAGGCCAAAAACCUCAUAGAUGCCGGUGUGGAUGCCCUGAGAGUGGGAAUGGGGUGCGGCUCUAUCUGUAUCACACAGGAAGUAAUGGCCUGUGGACGGCCCCAGGGCACAUCAGUGUACAAGGUCGCGGAGUAUGCCAGACGUUUUGGAGUGCCGGUAAUCGCUGAUGGGGGCAUUCAAACUGUUGGACAUGUGGUAAAAGCUCUUGCCCUGGGAGCAUCUACGGUAAUGAUGGGAUCAUUGCUGGCGGCAACUACUGAAGCUCCAGGAGAAUAUUUCUUUUCCGACGGUGUGCGCCUGAAAAAGUACAGAGGAAUGGGCUCCUUAGAUGCCAUGGAGAAAAAUAACAGCCAGAAACGUUACUUUAGUGAGGGAGAUAAGGUAAAGGUAGCUCAAGGUGUUUCGGGGUCAGUACAAGACAAAGGCUCCAUUCAUAAGUUUGUUCCUUACCUCAUUGCUGGCAUCCAACAUGGCUGUCAGGACAUAGGAGCCAAAAGUUUGUCCAUUUUACGGUCAAUGAUGUAUUCUGGAGAACUGAAGUUUGAGAAGAGGACCAUGUCGGCUCAGAUGGAAGGUGGCGUCCACGGGCUUCACUCAUAUUCUUUUGUGCCAUUCAUGAGAAGCGGUUUUACUGAAACAGGUGGAAGAGGAAACACCCGAUCGGGACCCAACGUCCCGACCCCAGCAGCUAUGAGCAGAUGCACCGGGCGCAUGUGAUCAGAAUGCAACGCAUGAAGCUCCUGUGACUUCUACACUCUAAAGUUUAAACAAAACUAUUCUGUGACCUUCUGUUCAUUGGUGUCCCAGCUCUGACCCCAAAACAACUCUCUUAAAGUUCGAAGAGCCUAAAAGGAUAGAGCCAAAGAACAGAGUUUUAGAGGAUGGUCACAAACUCUUAAUCUGUUGUUCUCCCUCUCAGGUCAAGGUGUAGAGGGAAUCCUGUUAUUACCUAUUCUGUUGUUCCCUUUCAACAAACUUGUCAUGAUAUAUCUGCCGAGCUUGAUAGAGAAGAGUACAGCCAUAUAUUUCCUUGCUCAUUUACUACUUUUACUUCCCCUCCCCCCCUUUUUUUGUGGGAAAUCAAGUAAAUAACAGAGCUUUAAUCACAUACUUUUAGUUCUCUUUCUCUCAUAUAUAUAACAAUAACAAGUGAAGUGUGCUAAUAACCACAGAAGAGUAAAAUUCUCAUAAUGUUUUUAGUGCGCAGCUUUGUCACUCAAGUCAUUUCUUUGAUGCGUGUCGGUGAGCUCUGUGCUGCUCUGUCAUAGAAGGGACAAGAAAAGCAUCAGCCUUAAUUUAUAAACGAGCACUCCAAAUAGGGAGUGCCUUCAAAAAGCAAUUUACACUCUCACCUGGAACUUUACUCUUAUUUUAAUGUUAUUGCUUGAUUUAAAGGAGAGUAUUCACUGUUUUCUUUCAUCAUUCUCAUUUUUAUUGUCACUAUGCAACCAAAGCUCCACUUAGCUUUAUAGUACAUGCUGUAUUCUCCAAAAAUGCUAUUUUGCAAAAGGUUAUCAUUAAUAACACAGGAUAUAGAAUGGUUGGUUAUUUGUCUUUAUUUCCCAGGCUCAGUAUUAAAAAAAUAAUAAGAAAGCAAAAAAAAGGUAGAUACAGUGUAGAUACAGUAAUGGAUUCUCUAGUGUUGCAGUAGAACAAAACCAAUAUUCCAGUUUUGAUUUAUUUAUUUCUAAUGAUCUUUACAAAUAUCACUUUUAAAUUAAUUUCAUUUUUCCUUUUUUCUGUGAGGUACUCAGUAUAUUUGGUUAGAGACGUAUUACAUGUAUCACUCAGUUUUUAAAAAAAUCAACAAUCAACAAAAAACACCAGCUUGUCCCUAUGAAUGCUUUUACACUCAAAAUUCAAAGAAACCUCAAAAGGUUUAUAUAUUUAGACUGUAAUUCUUUUAGCACACUAUCAGGAAAGGGAAGCGGAGAAAG